GCUCCGAACGUCCUGACUGGUGACUACUUGCACCAUACCUGCCGGCUGCCGUUGCGCGCGUAUAACACGGAUUCACUCGCGUGCUAACAUGCCCAAACCUAGUGGAGGCUAUUUUCAGCUACCCAACUCUGAUACAGACGACGCAGAGGACGUGGUAGAGCUCAAGUCCCCGCCGUCUCCGUCUCGCAAUGCCGAUGGCCUGCAUCCGAGUCUCAGCAAACCAACCACGCGGCAGACGUUUCUUCGCCGUUACUGGCCAACUCUAGUCGGCCUCACAUCCUUCUGCGCCUCGCUUGUGCUCUUCAACGCGUCCCUCCGCGUUCCGCCGGACUCUCAAUGCGCGAAACAGCUGUCGGCGUACUCUCCUGCGAUAGAAGCGGUGGAAUAUCGCGAUGUCGUCUUCAAUGGCUCUCUGCGUCACCCUUCCGAGUUCCGAGGCACUCCCAGUCCAGUGAUUGACGCUGCAUGGGACAGAAUAAGCGACCUCAGACCAUUGCGCAUAUUCGAGGACGACCUCGCGAAGAUCGGUAAGGAGCCCAAACCAGUUUGGCGGGGGUACAUCGCGACGCUCGAGAUCGCGCACCACAUGCACUGUCUGAACAUGCUCCGCAAGAACACGUACUGGGACUACUACGCGCCCCUCGACGACAGCUACCAGCAGGAUCCCGCCUUCUACCGCGUGCACCUCGACCACUGCGUCGAACUGUUGCGGCAGAGCCUCAUGUGCACCGCGGACGUCGGGCUCAUCACCUUCAACUGGGUCGCGGACCACGGCAGGCCCUGGCCGGACUUCAGCACGCAGCAUCGGUGCAGAAACUACGACGGGAUCGUCGACUGGAACCAGGAGCGGAGUGUUUGGAUCGGAGCGGCGAGUCUCACCCGGACGGAGGGAGUGGUUGACAUGCCGGAACCCAAGUCUUGAUCGCGAUUCGGGAUGUUCGGCUUCGUGGUAGGACAUGUAUCAUUAAUAUCCUAAAUUAUGGUGAUUGUUGCCAAGGAACAGGUAGAGGUUUACUCGAACUCGAAGUCGGUAUGUAGGAGGCAG
This is a messenger RNA of Fomitopsis serialis, 1045 nucleotides long. RefSeq lists its product as uncharacterized. Gene Ontology annotation, biological process: mycotoxin biosynthetic process. Lineage: Eukaryota; Fungi; Basidiomycota; Agaricomycetes; Polyporales; Fomitopsidaceae. The transcript has 6 exons. The record is from RefSeq and is a predicted model, not a curated record. The coding region runs from base 89 to 922 and encodes 277 amino acids.